AUGUUGCGACCAGGAGAAAUUGAUCAGCUCCGUGUUGGAGAUUUCUGCUUCCCUGAGGCGCCUGAGCUUGCAGAAGGGGUCGGGCUGGUGGUUUCGAUUCGCCAAGCAAAGACGCGGAGGGUUUGGGCAAAGCAAUUCGUCAUCAUUGAUUCCAAAGAGCUUGUGGCGUGGUGUCGGUGGUGGACGGAAGGCAAAGGCCCAAAGCAACGUUUUCUGUCUCCUAGUCGGCGGCGGUGGUCCCAGGUUUUGGUGGAAGCCCUAGAGAUCCUGGACUUGAACAGUUGUGGCUUUACGCUGUCUUCGAUGCGUGGGGGCGGUGCUUGUCACCACUUCAAAACACAGAAGAACCUCGGGCUGCUGCAGUUUGCGGGAAGGUGGCGUCGGCCGGAAACUUUGCGCCACUACCUUCAGGAUGUGCUAGGUAUCCACGCCCUGGCCCAAGCACCGUCUACGGCUAGGGAGAAGCUUUUGCAGACUUACGAGCAAGUGCCUUUGCUGCUGACGCCGCCUCCCUUGGCUCGACGAGAGCCAGGCACGCCCGGUGUGGGCAGAGGCGCACGGCGACCGACGGAUGCCGAAGCUGACGCUGUAGAUCGACCCGAAGUGGUCGCUGCAGCCCUUUAUGAGGCCGCGGAGACGGCAGCCAAGGGCUUGAGUCAGCAGUCAGUCGGCAAUGGUUUGUCUGGUGCGGAGAUGCUCCAGAGCCCGGAGAACCGUGCGGUGGCAGCGCGCUGGCGGUCAGGUGAUGCUGGCCGGCGCGUGACAGCAGCUUUGGCGAGGGCCAUGCAGGCUCUACAGGAAUGGGCUGGGGGUACCCGUGCUCCUUCGCGCGGGACUCUCGCGGUCUUGCUGGCGGUUUUCCUGUUUCCCCGAGUUUGGGCGCUGCUGAUCGCCCUGGUGGUGAGACUUCUCAGCCGGGCGCUCCUCAGCUUUGCGGCGCACUUCCUCAGCGAGCUCUACGCGCAGGUGGUCUUUGGCGCUGCAGAAGUGGAACAACAACUGGUGGAGUGGUUGCAGUGGCAACUGGGCUGGCCUUCACCUGCGGCUCCGCCGGCCUACUUGACAAACGGGGCCCCUACGACGCCGCCGCAGGCACCGCCGCCGCCGGGGCCAACUGCCCUCCCUACCCGGCCCAUAGACUUGCUCACGCUCUUGCUGCUCGCUCUCCAGCUCCGCUCGGAGAAGAUCCAGGGCCUCUUCGGGGACGCUCCGGAGUAUAUCUCGAUGCUCCGGCUGUCGUUCGUGGAACUUCCAGCCUUCUUUGCAGUGCUCAUGCUUGCAUAUCACGAUGGAAACCCAGGAGCUCCGGCUCCUGCUGACCAGAGCUGCCAGGGACCAAAGUUGAUCCUGCACGUCGGGCCAAAGAAAACGGGGACCUCCGCGUUGCAGGACUUCUUGGUGCAAAGGGCGACGUGGCUUGACGAGGUGUGGGCUAUCGGCGUAGGCUUUCGUGAAGUGAAGGUGGCUGCCUAUGAUCUUGCUAUACCUCUGUGGGAAGAGAACAGAAUUGAGAAGGACAAGUGUGAACCCAAGCAGAAUGCAGAGAAACUAUCUGAGUCGGUCCAGUACAUCAAGAGUCUGCUGCAAAGACGGUCCCUGGUGGUCGUGUCCAGUGAGGCGUUUGGAUCGCCUUCGUUCACCAACAUAUCUUGGCAGUGCUUUAAGUCCCUCAUCGAACCAGGUGCCUGUCUGUCUGUGGUGGUUGUACACCGGAGUGCUGCCACGUGGAUGGCAUCUGUAUGGUCGGCAAGCAACAAACUCUUGAGCGCCCCACAAAGCUUUGAGUCCUUUAUGGCAUCCUACGCUGGUCAGCGCCGGACAGACGCGCAGGGAGAUUCGGACCCACAGCUGCAGGUGCUCAACUUGCUGAACCAGGAAUUCCCGGGAAGGGUGGAUGCCGUAUCAUACGAUUACUUGGAGGAGGUCAACAUGAGCCUUGCCGCUUUCUUCAUCUGCAACGCUACUCUCCGACUGGCUGGGGAGCACUGGCAUCGGUGCCAGAAAUCUGUGCCCCGCGCAAGAGUUGUGAACAAGUCCCCACUUCAUGCAGCCGUCGACGUGGUGCGUCUGGCGCGGAUUUACUAUUCGGCUAGGCAGACGGCCCUCAACAAAACGAGCCCCUGCAAGCCCUGGCCGAUCGUCGACCUGCGGAGACGCGGUGCUCCCUCGAACCCGGAUGGGGUUUUGAUUGCUUACAACAACCCUGCUGUUGCCGACAUUGCGAAGCAGCUCCCCCAAAAGUGCGAAAUUCUGGAUGGGCUUUUUGAAAGCGUCACGCAGAAGUGGUUUGCUCGAACAGGAGCACAGAGGCCGCGAAAUGGUUCAAAACCGAUCUGUACUGUAGACAUCACUGCGAUGAGACCGGAGCAUUGGCAACUACUGGGCAGAGUGGUGCCAGACUGUCAAGAGUAA
Messenger RNA from Symbiodinium sp. CCMP2592, 2412 nucleotides. The record is from the annotation of a GenBank genome assembly. Lineage: Eukaryota; Dinophyceae; Suessiales; Symbiodiniaceae.